Plutella xylostella (diamondback moth) is the source of this 1901-nucleotide messenger RNA. It is a transcript of the gene cry, whose product is annotated as circadian regulator cryptochrome. Gene Ontology annotation, molecular function: FAD binding; DNA binding. Lineage: Eukaryota; Metazoa; Arthropoda; Insecta; Lepidoptera; Plutellidae. Gene Ontology annotation, cellular component: nucleus; cytoplasm. Gene Ontology annotation, biological process: circadian regulation of gene expression; negative regulation of DNA-templated transcription; entrainment of circadian clock by photoperiod. The record is from RefSeq and is a predicted model, not a curated record.
GCUGACACUGACAUUUGUUUUUGUAUACAAUUUUGUGUUUUUCCAUUGUAUUUGUAUUAGUUAAUAUUUAAUUUACUUCACUUCACUACCAUUUAUGGACUAUUAGAAUGUUAACAUGUUUUCACUUUCAGUGAAUUAUUUUACUGUAGUUUGAUGCAAGUGUGAUUUGGUUAUUGGUCUGACCAGUUUAACCUAAGGUUCAGUGGAGAAGAUCCUCAGUCAAAGACCAGCAGUAGACCACCAUCAUGCUCGGCGGCAGCGUGCUCUGGUUCCGGCACGGGCUGCGCCUGCACGACAACCCGGCGCUGCUGUCCGCCAUAGAGGACAGGGGGCAGACCUUCUUCCCGCUCUUCAUAUUUGAUGGGGAGACUGCAGGUACAAAGAUAGUCGGCUACAACCGUAUGCGGUACCUGCUGGAGUCUCUGGACGACCUCGACAGCCAGUUCAAGAAGCACGGCGGCCGCCUGCUCAUGGUGAAGGGACAGCCCAGCACCAUCAUCAGACGCCUUUGGGAGGAGUUUGGCAUCCGCAAGCUCUGCUUCGAGCAGGACUGCGAGCCAGUGUGGCGCGAGCGGGACGACAGCGUGCGCCGCGAGUGCUCACAGACCGGCAUCAAAUGCGUGCAGCACGUGUCCCACACGCUGUGGGAGCCCGACCAGGUCAUCCGAGCCAACGGGGGCAUCCCGCCGCUGACGUACCAGAUGUUUCUGCACACCGUGGGCACGAUGGGCGAGCCGCCGCGGCCGGUGGAGGACGCAGACUUCACGGGCAUCACGUUCGGGACCCUGCCCGACUGUUUCUACCAAGAGUUCACCGUCUAUGAUAAGACGCCGAAGCCAGAAGACCUGGGCGUGUUCCUAGAGAACGAGGACAUCCGCAUGAUCCGAUGGGUGGGCGGCGAGUCACAGGCGCUGCUGCAGGCUACUCAGAGACUGCAAGUCGAGUAUGAGACCUUUAGCAGGGGAUCCUACUUGCCGACUCACGGCAGCCCGGACCUGCUGGGCCCGCCCAUCUCGCUGAGCCCAGCGCUGCGCUUCGGAUGCCUCUCUGUUAGACGGUUCUACUGGUCCCUCCAAGAAGUGUUCCGUCGCGUGCACCGCGGCCGCCUGCCCGCCGCCCACUUCAUCUCGGGGCAGCUGAUCUGGCGCGAGUACUUCUACACCAUGAGCGUGAACAACCCGCAGUACGGGCAGAUGGAGGCCAACCCCAUCUGCCUGGACAUACCGUGGCGCCAGCCCCGGGGAGAUGAGCUGGAGAGAUGGAAGUCCGGUCGCACCGGCUUCCCGUUCAUAGACGCGGCCAUGCGCCAGCUGCUGACGGAGGGCUGGCUGCACCACGCGGUGCGCAACACAGUCGCGUCGUUCCUCACGCGCGGCACGCUGUGGCUGUCCUGGGAGCACGGGCUGCACCACUUCCUCAAGUACCUGCUGGACGCUGAUUGGUCAGUAUGCGCCGGCAACUGGAUGUGGGUAUCGUCUUCCGCCUUCGAAGCCCUCCUUGACUCGGGCGAGUGUGCGGACCCGGUGCGCCUCGGGCAGCGGCUCGACCCGAGCGGGGAAUAUGUGCGGCGGUACGUGCCCGAGCUGAGCCAGAUGCCGCGCAACUAUGUCUACGAGCCAUGGAAGGCGCCUCUAGAAGUGCAAGAGCGGGCCAACUGCGUGAUCGGGCGGGACUACCCGGCGCCCAUCGUCAACCACCUCGCGGCCGCCGCCUCUAACCGCGCCGCUAUGCAGGAGCUCCGCCUGCUGCUACAGAAGGCCCCCCCGCACUGCUGCCCGUCCAGCGACGACGAGAUCCGCCAGUUCAUGUGGCUGCACGGCGAGACCAACCAGCCUGAUGAGGUGCACUCUGGGAUUUAGGUGUGAGAUGAGGGUAGGAGUGGGAGUAGCGCGCGUAGGGUG